AUGUCUACGAAUCCGGCCGACGAGGUUGCCGCGAGGAAACGACGAGAGCGCGAGAAGAAUCCCAUCCACAUCGACCAACUGGACGCAAAUAUUGUGGCUGCGCUACCGAAGGAUAUGGACAUACUAUUGAUUAAACAGUCCGGUGAAAGCGCUUGGUGUGAGAGCUUCCGCAUCGAUACGAAGCUGCGAGACGGUUCGGAGGGACAGUAUUUCACCAAGAUCGGCGAGUUAGGAAAGCGGAUGAUGAAAGGUACCUACGAAUCUGAGCGACUUUACCACAGUUACUGCCCCGAGCAUGUUCCGACACCGAUAACGUGGGGAGCAUAUAAAGACAAUCCGGACACAUGGUUCUACAUCUGCGACUUCCACGACAUGGUGAUGGAGAAACUUGAUCCAAGAGCUUUUGUCGGCAUCAUAGCUGAGGUGCACAAAGCAAGUAUGGAAAAAUCACCGCUUGGUAAAUACGGAUUUCACGUUCCGACUCAUCUUGCUCACGUACCGAACAACAACACAUGGGAAGACUCGUGGGAGAUCUGGUACACCAAAGCCAUGCAGACUAUGUAUGAUCUAGAGAAGAGCAAAUACGGAGUAGACGAAGAGUUGGAAGUCAUCUUCGAAGCUUUCCGUUCAAAAGUCAUACCUAGGUUACUCCGCCCCUUGGAAACCGGCGGUCGCUCGAUUGAACCAUGCCUCUUGCAUUCGGAUCUCUGGCCUGGAAACUGUAUGCUGGAGAAAGACACCGGCAAGAUCAUCAUCUUCGACUCGUGUGCUUUCUGGGGUCAUAACGAGUGUGACUUGGGUAGCUGGCGUGCGCCGCGGUACAAUAUGGGCGAGGAAUUUUUUACAUGUUACAAGGAUAUCGUUGAGCCUUCGCAGCCGAAGGAGGACUGGGACGAUCGCAACAGGCUUUACGCCAUAGCCAAGGAUGAGAUGAGAAUACUCGUCAAGAAGUUCCCUGGCGGUUUUGAAGACUGGCAAGCCCGACAAGCGUCUGCAUAA
Alternaria ventricosa is the source of this 999-nucleotide messenger RNA. RefSeq lists its product as uncharacterized. NCBI's taxonomy places the organism in Eukaryota, Fungi, Ascomycota, Dothideomycetes, Pleosporales, Pleosporaceae. The coding region runs from base 1 to 999 and encodes 332 amino acids. The record is from RefSeq and is a predicted model, not a curated record. The transcript has 4 exons.